Messenger RNA from Cryphonectria parasitica EP155, 1707 nucleotides. RefSeq lists its product as uncharacterized. The coding region runs from base 1 to 1707 and encodes 568 amino acids. The record is from RefSeq and is a predicted model, not a curated record. The transcript is spliced from 4 exons. Gene Ontology annotation, molecular function: oxidoreductase activity; copper ion binding. Lineage: Eukaryota; Fungi; Ascomycota; Sordariomycetes; Diaporthales; Cryphonectriaceae.
AUGGCCGUUUUCGGUGGCAUUCUCAGUGGCAUAUAUAAUGCCAUAUCUGCAGCCCUCAGCUGGUUGUUCGGCGUCACACAGGCUUUGGCUCAGGCCAAGACUAAUGGAACUUCAAGCAAUACCAGCCCCUACACCCAGUCUCCGACCACCGGAAUCAUCCGCUCGUACGACUUCACCAUCAGUCGAGGCGUGAUCGCCCCUGAUGGGUACCAGAGGGAUGUGAUGCUCGUGAACGGUGCCUUUCCUGGGCCGACCAUCGAGGCAAACUGGGGUGAUACGAUCCAGGUCACACUGCACAACAACAUCACUGGCCCCGAGGAGGGAACUGCUCUCCACUGGCAUGGCUUCUUGCAGACCGGAACACCUUGGGAAGAUGGUGUGCCUGGCGUCACCCAGUGUCCAGUCGCGUCAGGCAAGAGCUAUACCUACUCGUUCAAGGCCGAGCUGUAUGGAACCUCGUGGUACCAUUCUCAUUACUCGUCGCAAUAUUCUGGCGGCGCCCUUGGACCAAUUGUCAUCUACGGGCCCACAAACAAGGCCUACGAUAUCGAUGUCGGCCCAGUGAUGCUCUCUGAUUGGUACCACAAAGACUACAACACCCUUGUGGAGGAGACGCUGAGUCCUGGCACCGCUCCAGUGCACUCAGACAACAACCUCAUCAACGGCAAGAUGAACUUUGACUGCUCUACCGUCACGGCCGGCGACAAGACGCCCUGUACAAAUAACGCAGGCAUCUCCAAGUUUAAGCUCACCUAUGGCAAGACGCAUCGCCUGCGGCUCAUCAACAGCGGCUCUGAGGGCGUGCAGCGGUUCUCGAUUGACGGCCAUACACUCACCGUGAUUGCCAACGACUAUGUUGAGGUGCAACCUUACACGACCCAGGUCGUUACGCUGGGCAUCGGACAACGCACCGACGUGCUGGUGACGGCGAACGUGGGCAGCCCAACGUCGGCGUUCUGGAUGCGCAGUAAUAUCACCAGCUGUUCGAUCGCGAACCAGCCGUACGCUGUCGCCGCGGUAUACUACUCGUCAGCAGACACGAACAAGGCGCCAACCAGCACCGCUUGGAAUGUGCCCGACCCAGGAACGUGUGCCAACGAUGACCUGAGCAAGACGGUGCCCAUGUACGCGAUGCCGGCCCCGACACCAAGCUACACGCACACGUACAACAUCACGUUAUUUCAAAACGGGUCCGGCGUCACGCUGUGGGAUCUUGAUGGAGAAAGCGCACGGGUGGACUAUAAUUCGCCUACGCUUCUGUCGGCCAACACAGGCAACCUGGUGUUUGAUGCCGAGGCGAACCUGAGGAACCUGAAUACAAACUCCAGCGUGCGGAUGAUUGUGAACAACACCUCGCCAGCCGCACACCCAAUGCAUCUCCAUGGAUUCAACAUGUACGUCCUGGCAGAAGGAACAGGCUCCUGGGAUGGGAAAAUCGUGAACCCCAAGAACCCCCAGCGCCGCGAUGUACAGCAGGUCCGGGCCAACGGCUACAUCGUCCUGCAGUUCGACACCGUAAACCCGGGCGUGUGGCCUUUCCACUGCCACAUCUCGUGGCACGCAAGCGCGGGCCUCUUUAUGCAGUUCAUUGUGCAGCCCGCCGCCGUCAAGGCCUUCCAGAUCCCGAUGAAGGUCGCGAAUACGUGCACGGACUGGGCCGCGUACACGAGCGUGGACGUUGUGGACCAGAUUGACAGUGGUGUUUGA